AUGCAGAAACUUCUUUAUCUAGUUUUUAUAAGUUUUCAUAUCAAUAUUCUCCUAGCGAGACACUUACAAAAACGGCAAAACGAUCCAAAUUCAUGCCCGGGGGCGACGUAUCGAAUUAACAACGAGUGUAUUUCCGUUAAUCGGUGUAAUGUUCGUUACUGUGGAGGUCAACAAUGCUUGAUCGUUGGUCCGGACGUGCCACCGAUGUGUCAAUGUGCUAAUACUUACAAGACCGGGCCAGAUGGGAGUUGUAUUGAUGUUGAUGAAUGUGUAACGAUGGAGGCCCCUUGUGAAGGCGUACGUGGAUCGGCCGAGAUGGCCUUCAACGACCCAUUACCACCGGAAGUUAUAAAGUUUUGCGGGUUUAACCCAAAUGGUUCGGACUUCAGAACGAAAUAUUUCUUGGAUGAGCGCUUCAUGACAUUGACACCAUGCGCUGAAUUCGGGAUGAUCAGCCUUCAGGCCGUUCCAUUCCUCUUCUUCCUUGUCGUUAAUAUCUUGAUGAUACCCCGUCAAUUCCCACCAAUCACAGAAAAGAGGGUUUACUGGCUGUUCCUCCUGAAGCUCUUCGCAUCCACCCUUACGAUCAUUCUCCUUUUCCUGAUGUUAAUCACCGGCGUCUUCACGCAUUACAGAGUAAAAUCUAUCGUUCUUGUUGAAUACGGUGUGCUGGGGCUGUCCUGGAUCGUGGCGGCUGUGGCGUGGGGUUAUUCCGCACAUUCAAUGAGUUGGACACGUUCUCGCGGCCUCAUCAUUUCAGCGUUUUUCGCCUCCAAGUGUAUUUUCUUAAUUACGGCAAACAGAUGGAUAAUGUUCGGAUUUACCGACCUUCGCACGAUGCUUCCAUUUGUCGGUUCUCUCGUCCAAAUCAGCUAUUCAGUGCUGGGCGUCUUGGAAUGGCGAUGGAAAAAGUUCCGCGCACGUCCGUUUAGUCCUCUGGACGGCCGGCCAGACGACUAUGUCCGGCUGGACCAAGAUGCCGAUGAAGGAGCCGGAAUUUUUUCAAAACUAUUCUUCUGUUGGACGAACGACCUCGUCAAAAAGGGCUACAGACGGCAGUUGAAUGAGCUGGACGACGUCUUCAAUCUACCACCCACGCUCCGAGUGAAUACUAUCGAACGGCAGUUUGUUGAAAAUUCGCCUACGUUUUAUUCGGAUGCACAGCAAUAUUCUAUUGCCAGGUCUCUCCUCUCUACUUUUGGCUUCCAAUACUUCUCACUGGCUAUCUUGCGGAUCAUUGCCGAUGCCUUUAAUUUUGCAACUCCAAUCCUCCUCCACCUCCUCGUCAAUGCAUUAGAAGAUCCUUUACCCAGGAAAGACUCCUACAUUUACGCUGGGCUGCUAAUUCUAUGUUGCUUCUUUGGAUCGAUGGUGCAGACGCAUUUUAUGUAUUACGUGGAAAAGAUCUCCCUUAAAGUACGGACCGCAACCGUGAUGGCUAUAUACGACAAAAUGCUGAGGGUUCCCUUAGCCGAGAUGUCUUCUUUUUCUUCCGGUCAAAUCCUGAACUUCAUAUCAACGGAUGUCGACCGUAUCGUCAACUUCUGCAAUUCUUUCCAUGCCUUCUGGAAUCUACCCCUCGAACUCAUCGUCACCCUGUAUCUUCUGUACCGAGAGGUGGGCAUGGCAUUCCUGUCGGGCCUUGUCGCUGCCCUUGUUCUCAUCCCCAUCAACAAGGUGAUCACCACCAGAAUCGGCAGGCUCAGCGAGAAAAUGAUGACUGCAAAGGAUCAGCGUGUUAAGAUGAUAACCGAGGCAAUGCAUGGUAUUAGAACCGUCAAGCUCUGCGCCUGGGAGGACUAUUUUCAAGAGAAAAUUGGAAAACUGAGAGAAAAAGAGCUAAAGUACCUAAAGGGAAGGAAAUACCUCGACGCUGUGUGCGUGUAUUUAUGGGCUUCAGCACCUCUCUUGAUCACUAUCUCUAUUAUCGCAACUUAUACACUCGUUCUACACGAGAAACUAACCGCCGCAAAGAUUUUCACGGCGUUGGCACUGGUGAAUAUCCUCAUAAUGCCGCUGAACGCCUUCCCAUGGGUGUUGAAUGGACUGGUGGAAGCGCUUGUAUCCGUCAAGCGGCUCGAGUGGUUCUUCGCAAUCAAAGAAUUCGACCUACAAGAAUUUUAUCGGCUAACUGAAGAUCCAAAAGAACUUCUUCAUGUGCGGAAGGGGUCGUUUUUCUGGAAGGACUCCUCGGAAACGCGCGUCAGCGACGUGUCUUUGACUGGAGAAAUGGGUAGCAUCAUUGGAAUUUACGGUGAAGUCGGCUCGGGAAAAACAACGUUUUUAUUGGGUCUUCUCGGGGAAACGCGAGGGCAGGCUUCAGCUAUCGGACUACGACAAGACAGCGUAUCUAACGGAAUAUCUUAUGUUAGCCAAAGCCAUUGGCUUGUGAGAGGUACCGUCCGGGAGAACAUUCUGUGCGGGAAGGAGUAUAAUCCGGAACUUUACGAAAGUGUGAUUGCUGCUUGUUGCUUGAGAAAGGAUAUUAAUAAUAUGCCUCAUGGCGACAAAUAUGAGAUUAGCGACAAUGGAGCUACUUUGAGUGGAGGUCAGAGGGCUAGGAUCUCAUUAGCCAGGGCAUUGUAUCAGGACACAACUGUCUAUCUCCUUGAUGACCCAUUUGCUUCCCUCGAUAAGCCUGUAGCCCAUACAAUUUGGGAUGAAGCCAUUGUUAAAAUGCUGAAGAAUCGCGGAAAAUUGGUGAUCGUCAGUUGCCACAACGCACGCCUUUUGAAUAAAGCCGAUAACGUGCUUGUAUUCAACAAAUCAGGCACCGUCAUCAAACAGGGUCCCCCAUCCGAAGUGCUUGACCAAAACCUAAUCGGCUCAAGUGAAAUCGAGAUCGAAAGUUCAGAACUAGCCAAAGAUGAUGACGAUGAGAUAGAAUUCGUCGGUACUCAAGAGGAGGAGAAACAGAAAGGAAGUGUUCGCGCUUCGGUUUAUCAGGCUUACACAAAAGCUACCGGCUAUUUUUUGACGUCAGCCAUUAUCGUGGCGCUACUGGCUAUGCAAAUUUCGAAAAAUUUGGCUGAUAUGUGGUUGGCGGAAUGGACGGCUUGGACGAAAGAUUCGAACCUGACUGGGAUGGAGCGUGAAUUUCCGAGAUCCUCUUCGUUCGAGGAAGCCAAGCAGCUUUUGGCGGGGCCGCGGAACGUCGAGCCUCUCGAAAGUUCCGAAUGGGAUCGCAGUUUAUAUUUCCUCUGUGUCUACGCAAUUAUUGCCGCAACAAACACAAUUUUUACAUUGAUACGAGCUUUCCUAUUUGCCUACGGUGGAGUGGUGGCAGCGAAGGUGCUACACGAAAAUUUGCUUUCCAAGCUGCUCAAAGCAUCAUUACAAUGGUGGGAUAAUACACCCUCCGGCCGCGUGAUAAAUCGGAUGUGCUCUGAUGUUUACACUUGUGAUGAUAAUCUACCAUUCCAGUUGAACAUCGUUCUUGCCUCAUUGUUCAACCUGGUUGGCACAUUGGUGGUGACACUAAUCGGCCUUCCGAUUCUGAUCCCAGUCAUCCUAAUCCUCUUCGUUGUCUACUUUUUUACGCAACGCUACUAUCGGCGAACUACUGUAGAGCUAAAGCGUUUGUCCUCCGUAGCGUUGUCACCUUUAUACUCGCACCUUUCGGAUACGGUAAAUGGGUUGGCCACAAUCAGAGCCCAUCGAUUCGUCACAAGAAUGACAACCAAGCUACGUGAAAAAUUGACCGCUUCGCAGCGAGCGCAAUUCAGUUCGUUGGCAGCUGGGAAAUGGUUGUCUAUAAGACUCUCAUUGAUUGCCGUAACCGUGGUAAGCGCUGUAGCGCUUGGCGCCAUCAUACAACAUCAAAUUCAACCGGUGGAGUCAGGACUUGUCGGACUGGCUAUUACAUAUGCUUUAUCGUUGACCGGGCUUCUCAACGGUCUGCUUGGAUCGUUUAUCGAAACGGAAAAAGAAAUGGUGUCAGUGGAACGCAUUGACGAAUACUCUACAGAAAUGCCAAACGGCCACCUGGAAAUCCGCUUCCGCCAAGCAUCCCUCCGCUAUGAGCGUGGACUACAAUUGGCAUUGGAUCGAGUUGACCUUACCAUAAAAUCCGGAGAAAAAGUGGCGAUUAUCGGACGAACAGGCAGUGGCAAAAGCAGCUUAUUUCAAGCUCUACUUCGAGGUAUUUCCCUAGAAUCUGGAACGAUUCUGGUUGGGGAUUUAGAUAUUGAAGAGUGUGAGCUGGGAGCCUUGAGAAAGGCAUUUGGGUUGGUACCACAACAUCCGUUCCUUUUCUCUGGUAGUUUAUGGCAAAACUUGACGGUUGAUUCGGAAGAGCAUUCCGAACGGGGAUCCGUUGCUCGAUUAGCAAGAAAAGCGGGUCUAGACAAUUUGCUAGAGCGUGUGGGAGGUUUGGACGGCGAAAUCUCGGAGUCAGGCUCAAAUCUCUCUCAUGGCGAGAAGCAGAUUGUGGCUUUGUGCCGGGUAUUGAUUCGGAAACCAAAGAUCGUGUUGAUCGAUGAGGCGACAGCACAUCUUGAUUCUGUCUCUCACCAGAGAAUCCUUCAGAUGAUCAAGGAGGAGCUCCCGACAUGUACCUUACUUUCUAUCGUCCACAACCUAUCCGGCCUCGAGGCAUAUGAUCGUGUGAUUGAGAUGGAGACUGGACGCGUCCGAUGGCACGGGGUACCCCAGCAACGUCACCAU
Messenger RNA from Mesorhabditis spiculigera, 4665 nucleotides. The record is from the annotation of a GenBank genome assembly. Lineage: Eukaryota; Metazoa; Nematoda; Chromadorea; Rhabditida; Rhabditidae.